Molecule: messenger RNA, 396 nt
Organism: Prunus armeniaca (apricot)
Lineage: Eukaryota; Viridiplantae; Streptophyta; Magnoliopsida; Rosales; Rosaceae
Source: the annotation of a GenBank genome assembly
AUGACUAAGUUGACAAUUUUGACUAAUUAUGAUGGGAAGUGGGUUAAUUCUUUAUAUAAGGGUGGUAAAAUGAAGGCAUUAGUUGCUGAAAAAGUUACUUAUGAGGAUGUUCAGGAUAGACUGCAUGAUAUUGUCAGAGUAGAUCCAAAUGAUCCUGCACGAGACUGGAAAAUUCCAUUGUGCAUUACUGUUGAACAUAGGGUAUUAGUUGCGGGAAGUGGGAGUGUUGAACAUCCAGUGCCAGUGGACUUCACUUCAGAGACUCAAGCAAAUUCGGAUUGUGGUGAUGGAUUGAUCCUUGAUGAUUUGGAAAAUGAUAAGCCGCAUGAUAAUAUAGAAGUUUAUGUGGAACGUAACAACCUGCGACAUGAUGAUGUGCCUCAUGACAACCUGUAA